Molecule: messenger RNA, 2315 nt
Organism: Dermatophagoides farinae (American house dust mite)
Lineage: Eukaryota; Metazoa; Arthropoda; Arachnida; Sarcoptiformes; Pyroglyphidae
Source: RefSeq, a predicted model, not a curated record
CUCUGUCUCGUUUUUUCCCAAAAAAAAAAAAAACGUAUCAUCAUCAUAUAUAACGACAACGUCGACGACGGCGACGACGAUAUUAAAUUGAAACAAAAAUUCAAUCUCAGCAAAUACAAUUUUUUUUUAUUCUUCCUGACUCUCUAAUUUAGUUCAUUUUAGUGAAAUUCAAUUUUUUUUUUUACAAUCGAACUGGCGACAUUAUUAACAAUAGAAUACAAUAACGAAGACGAAGACGACGAAAAUAUCCUGAAAUUAGUAGAUAAAAAACGGAAAAAGAAAUCAACAAAAAUGUUUAGCUUUCAUAAACCGAAAAUUUAUCGUUCCAAUUCUGGUUGCUGUAUUUGUCGUGCAAAAUCAUCAUCAUCACGUUUUACUGAUAGUAAAAAAUAUGAAGCUGAAUUUGAAAAAUGUUUUCGUAUCGAUGAAAAACGUACUGGUGAAAUUUGUAAUGCUUGUGUAUUAUUAGUGAAACGAUGGAAAAAAUUACCCACUGGUACAAAUAAAAAUUGGCAUCAUGUUGUCGAUGCACGUGCUGGACCAGGUACAAAAUCAUUUAAAUCAUCAUCAAAAUCAUCAACCAAUAUGGAUGAUAAACGUCGUCGUCAUCAUCGAUUAUCAUCAUCAUCAUCAUCAUCAACAACAACAACAAAUGUUGACAAUACAACUUCGAUGAAUAGAAAUUCAAAAAUCAACAAUAACAACAAUGCUUCAAAAUUAUCGUUUGUUGGUAAAUAUUCAUCAUCACCAAUACGUAGUGGUGGUGAAUCAUCGGCAGAUGAAUCGGAAUCAACAUCCGAUGUUGAUAUGGAAAUGGUCGAUGUUGUUGUCGAUUGUCUUGACGAUGUUGUCGAUAUGGCCAAAAGUACAAAUAAUAAUCGUCGAUUAAGACGUUCAACACGAUUAGCAGCCGGUGGUGGUGGUGGUGGUGGAGAUGAUAAUGAUUUAUUAUUGUCCACAUAUCAUUAUCGUACAUCAACAAAUCAACAAAUGCUCAAAAAACAACCGAAUAAUAAUAAACAACAGGAAAAUGAAAAACAUAAUCGUUUAUAUCGUGAUAAAUUUGUAUCAUUUUUAGAUGCAAAUAUUUGGAAAAGAGAGAAAAUUUGUUGCGGCAUCAUUUUCAAAGGUCCCAACAAUGAAGUAUUGAUUUAUCCGGAAUUAUUUCAACCAUGUAGUUGUCGAUCAAUGACUGCAACAAUGUCAACAACAAAAUCCUCCACCACCACCACAUCAUCAUCAUCAUCAACAACAAUGGAAAUUGAUCAAACAAGCAAUAAAAAUGAUGGUAAAUUAUCAACGGUUCCAGCAUUGAUUAAACAUAAUGAAAAGAUGAAUAGUUUUGAUGAUGAUGAAGACGAUGAAGAUGUUGACGACGACGACGACGACGACGACGACGAUGAAGAUGAUGAAAUUGAUGAUGAAGAUGAAUUUCCAGCCGAAUAUGAUGACGAAGAAGAAGAUGAAAUGACAACAAAUUCUAUAACAAAACCACCGUCAUUAAUUAAACCAUUUAAUAAUAAUGAUGAUCAUAAUAAUCAUGAUAAUAGUAAUAGCUCAACAAUUAGCAUUAUAAGUAAUGGACAAUUAGCCAUUGUUGAUGAAAUUGAUGAACAAAGUUCAGGUGUCAUAUCAAUGGCUGAUAUACCAACAUCAUCAUCUGUUUGUGAUGAAAAUGAUUCAUUAUCAAUGCAAGAUGAUUAUUAUUCCAUAUCUGAUCGUUUAUCAACCGUUUCAUCAUCAUUAAUAGAUCAUGAUGAUGAUGAUGAUGAUGAUGAUGAUGGUAAUGAAAGUUCAUCAAGUGAACAAACACAUUUUCCUACACAUACUGUUGUUGUUAUGAAACAAACAGCCGCCACCACCACCACCACCAUAAACAAAACAAAUGUCCACCACCACCAUAAUCAUCAUCAUCAUCAUCAUCAUCAUCAUUCACCACCGAAAUCGGCUUCAAAUCAACCACCAUCAUUGGCUGUUGUUUGAUUUAAUUUAAUUUUAUUUUAUAUCACAAUCCAUGAUCAUCAACAUUUAUUAAGCUCAAUUCAUCAUCAUUUAAUUAUAAUUAUCCUAAGUCAAUUUUCGUUCGUUUACACACACACACACAUUAUUAUUCGUCAUUCGUCGUUCUUCAUUCAUUAUUGAUUCAAAUAUCUGUACAAAUUUUUUCAACUUUCAUUCACAAUAAUAAUCUUCGAGUACAAAACACACCUGAAUCACAAUACUUUGAUAUCAUUAUCAUCAUUGCAAUCAUCGAUAUAUCUACCACCCAGCAUUAUAUAUUAUAUUAAUUUAUUUUUAGCCUAUUUUCAACCGAA